Molecule: messenger RNA, 426 nt
Organism: Fraxinus pennsylvanica
Lineage: Eukaryota; Viridiplantae; Streptophyta; Magnoliopsida; Lamiales; Oleaceae
Source: the annotation of a GenBank genome assembly
AUGAAUACUCAAAACACAUUAAAUAAUCAGGAAUGUAAUCUUGAAGACAUAUCUGAGGAAGAAGAAGCUCCUUCUAAAAGUUCGAAGGACAAAAAAGCGAAUGGUCCAGAGAAACAACCCAGUCUGGGUUCAUCUGCCAAGGAAACUGAGCUAUUAAGAGAGGGUUACAAUGUAGAAGAAGUCUGCAAUAGUACUAAGCAAGUUCCUGGUUUCUCAAAUUUGGCCAAGGGCAUGGAACUUUCAUCUGGUGAAGCAGAGAUCCCGGAUUCCUCAAAUUUUCCACUUGGCUCAGACUCCCAGACAAAAAUGGAAACUGACAAUUUACCCACUUCAGGGAAUGCAGCUAAGAAACCCUCAGUUAAACGUGGCAAGUUUCAUUGUGCUUUCUGUUAUAGAGGAAUUUAUUUUGGUCACAGUGUCUAUUAA